UUCAUGGCCGCUAAUGGCUAUCAGCCUCCUCUGUUCCCCACCCAGGAACGUAAUGUUGCAGUGCCUUCUGUUCGAGCCCAUCUUCGCAGAGUUCAAGCAGUAUGGAAGGCCACCCGAGCAGCCCUCUCUCGUUCUGCCCAACGCAACAAGGUACUAGCAGAUAGACAUCGUUCCCCUGCCCCCCUGUACCAACCUGGUCAGAAGGUAUGGUUGUCUACACGGGACCUCCCUCUACAGGUGGAGUCACGGAAGCUCGCCCCCCGUUACAUCGGCCCAUUUGAGGUGGAGAAAGUUAUCAAUCCAUCUGCUGUUAGAUUGAAAUUGCCGGACUCUAUAAGGGUUCACCCUACCUUCCAUGUUUCUCUGCUAAAGCCUGUGUCCUUCAGUCCCCUUAGCCCUCCGGCCGAACCCCCGCCUCCCGCCCUGUCCAUUGAUGGCCAUCCUUCCUUCAUUGUGCGGAAGAUCUUGGAUGUGAGGCGUCGGGGACAUGGUUUUCAGUACCUCGUGGACUGGGAGGGGUACGGUCUGGAGGAGCGAUCUUGGAUUUCCCGUCGGCUCAUUCUCAGUCGGCAGUUGUUGGAUGACUUCUACCGGGAGUUUCCUGACAAGCCUGGAAAGACGCCUGGAGGCGUCAUUUAAGGGGGGGGUACUGUGGUGUCUGAGCCUGUUAAUGUGCAGUUUAGGUAGUCCCCUCUCCCCCUCUCUCUCCCUCUCUAAUAGGUGUGGCUUGGGAGUUGCUGGCUGCACACAGCUGAGACUAAUCUUCUUCUGGAGCAGUAUUUGAAGCCUGGCCACCUGUGUGCUCACUGCCUGAUGGUCACCGUUUGUUGGAUCCAGCUCCUGAUCUGUCUCCAGCUACCAAGCCACACCACCCACCUCCCUCAACUCUAACUGCUGCUGAGAGCUUGCCUGCCACCUCCAACUGCCACUGCUUCCAGAGACACCUUCCUUCACUGUCAGCCUGUGAACCAAAGAAUAAACUUUGCACCUUUCUCCUAGCCUGGCUGUCUGCAUUUUGGGUCCAGCACCUAGCCU
Molecule: messenger RNA, 1035 nt
Organism: Cyprinodon tularosa
Lineage: Eukaryota; Metazoa; Chordata; Actinopteri; Cyprinodontiformes; Cyprinodontidae
Exons: 2
Coding region: 4-639 (211 amino acids)
Source: RefSeq, a predicted model, not a curated record